GAUACCACUCGCGUGUGUGCUCGCUCGCCAGCUCGACUCGCGGAUUGAGUGUCUUGCAGUGUUUUCUCAGUGCUCGGUGAACUCGGUUGCGCAGUCCGCGUCUUUAAUUCUCUCACGCCGUCAAGGCCGGAGCGCCGCCGCCACCGCCGAUUCUGCGCCCUCGGCCCGCCCGCUAUUGAUCCACCUGGAGAGGGUUCUCCGGGGGGUCACGUGACAGUGCGCCGUCGAUCGACUUAGCGAGGCGAAGAUUCGCCAGUGCCGCUGCGAAAUCGGCCCGCCGAAAAGACAACACCGAAACACCGCGAUUCGCGACCGAAUUACUCUCAGCUAAUUACUCAUGGACUACACAAGCGUGCUGCUGGCCACGGCGGCCGCAAACGCCGAUCGAGCUUGUAACGUUCCGCAAUCUCGAAAAACUCCCUACAGCAGGGUGGCAAGCGCCGCGUCAAUGCAGCUCACUGCGUUUGGCUUCAGGCGCCGCGCCGCGCCCGACAUGGCGCCGGCUGCGCCGGUGUCCACCUCUUCAUACCAUUGCUCACCUCAUCAUGUGCCACCGACACCUCCCACAGAGCCGAAACCAAAGCCGUCACCCGUGGCCAACAGAUUCGGAUUCCAGCUUGGCCCGCGGGCCACUGCCGUCCUCAAUAACAUUAAUGCACAGAUCGUAACAAAUAACUCACCUUCCCGCAUGGAUGGCAACUGCAAUCCUGUCCCCCAUUCUCAUUCACAUUCGACGACAACCAACGCGAAUUACGAGCCUGCACCUAAACUCGAGGAAAACAACAGGUCCACCCUGGCGGUGACCGCCACCAACCCACCGGCGCAGGUCAACAAAGUCAACAAAUCCCCGCAGUCGUUGCUACCCAAACCGAAGGAGCACAAAUCGCGACUGCCGGGCCCAAAGGCAACCUCCUCCAAAACCAAGCAGCAGCAAGGAUUGAAACAACCCUCUGCUGGUAAGAAAAAUGGAGCUAACAUCGCAAAGCCUGUAGUGGCCAAGCCUGUGGUGCGGCCCCCGAACACUAAGUCAGCCAAAACCGAGGCCAACCAAAUGAUGGUCAACCAAAGCUCGGAUUCGUCACCAGGUUCGGGAAAAUCCCAAUCCUCCGGCAUUGGCACUUUGAGCGCCACUGACGACUCGCCCACUGACCUGAGGGAAAGAUACGAGUUGAGGGCGCCGACUGCAAUUUCAGAGGACUUCGAUGAGGAGGAGAGAGAAGAAAAGGCCUGCAUUGAUGAAAACUUUUCAGAAAAAAUGCCACCGGCUUACCCUAUACCUGUGUGGACCGAAACGGCUGCUGACGAGGUUUCGUCCAGUGGCAGCUACAGCGAGGGCAUCGAGGAGCAGCAGAUUGAAUUUCCAGACAACGUCACAGACAAGUCAGGAGACAGUUUGAUCAGCAGCAUUUCUAGCACCUCGUCUGAGCCAAACGGAAAGCAGAAGAAAAAGAAGUCUGGAUCGAGUCUCUCGCAGUUGUCCAACGGCUCGGAUGAUAACUUCCUCAUAGAUGAUGAAAUUGCAGACCAGCCUGGGUUGACUUUUGAUGACAACAAUUACGAUGAUACGGAUUAUAUAGUAGAUGAGGGAGACUGCAUUGAUGGCGAGGAGGAAGAGGAAACUGAGGCCCAGUUUAACAAGGACGACACAACUUUCAUGGGGGAGAUUACUUUGAAUGGAGAGGAGCAAACCUAUAAUAUCGAAGAGUCGGUCACAAAUGAAAAUGAAAACACGCCUCCACAAGACUUGUCCACUUUGGUUCUGGACGCCCCUCCAUCAAUUCAAGUUGGUUGCGAAGAAGGCGGUCGAGAAGCACAAGCUAGUCCUGUCCGUACUUUUAAUUCAACACCACGCCGAAUUCGCUCUAACUCAACUGGCACCCUGUCGCCCUGCGAAAGUAUUACCUCUGAUGAUUUAAUGCUGGAUUUUGAAGAUAGUGUUGCAUCAAGAAAUGUCAGCAUCAGCCGUCUAGCAGAAAUGGGUUCGGGAAUAACAGGCUCAGAAGAAAUAAUCAACAAGUGGAAUGUGAUGCUCGGAUCUGUCACUAGUCUCAACAGCAUUGGAUGUGGCGGGCAGCCAGUGGCGCACCAGCAGACGCCGCCGUCGCUGCGGUCGAGGGCGUCCAGCAACUCGGAGGUUGGCCGGCAAUCUUACAACUCACCCCUGAGGCCGCCUCGCUCAUCAGUGAGCUCAAUCGAUGGCGAAUGGAUGGCCGGCCAAAAUAUCCUUCAGGACAUCCUCUCCCUCAAGACUGGUUUACUUAAGCUGAAGCGCACCCUGCAAGACGCGGAUGUCAGAAAUCCCUUUGACUCCUCACUAAGUAUAAGUGGCAUGUACUACAAUUUGGCCAACAGCGAUGGCUUUGACAAGGAGGAGCAUCAUGUGAAUGGCACUGCCGAGGAGGAGAAUGUAGAUCUCAGGCGCCAAGUCAUUUUCUUAAAACAGCAGCUUACCGAGAAAGACAGGACUAUUUCCCUAUUGCAACAGCAAAUGACAAAAUACAGUGGAGUCGAGGGCGCUCCAGACAAUGCAGCUGAGAAGGCAAAUGUUGCCACUCAAACUGAAAGGAUUCGACCCGUCUCCAUGGGCUCAACAAUGUCACACAGCACCCCUGUUGAUGGAAGUGGCCCCCUAGUCAGCACUUCGACUGAGAACCUCAAACAGGAGAAGUUGGCGUUUGACGGCCCAAAGCUGCAGAAGCCGAUUCUUGCCCUCAACAAUAACGACAACGUAAAAAGCGCAUCAAAUGAGAUGCUUCUUCGAACCUCUAGUAGCAGCAUUCCAAUACCAAAAUCCAUUCCCCAGAGAAAAGUCAACUUGUGACCCUGCACAUGGCAUUUUAUAAAAUUGUCCGAUCUGUUGAUUGUGGUGCUGAGCAGGGAAUAAAUUGCAACGUGUGAUUAGUCAGAGGAAAGUUUAAAGAAACCAGACGCACCUCUCUUUGCUAUUGCACACACAUCUCAAGGAUAAAAUGAAAUAUUUAUUUAGUUUGCUGCAAGAUAAGGCCUCGAAAUGUGAUGAAAAGUUUACGAAUUUAAUUUCGAAUUUUCUUAAGCGUGGAAAGAGAGUUAUCAUGGGUGCUGUAAAUCAUUUAGUAAAUCUUUCAUGUAUUAGGAUCAUAAUAUUUGUUUUACUAAAAUGAUAUGGUUAAUUUGCUAUUUGGCUAACUUGGUUUUAACUUUUAGGACAGAAUGUUGGUACUUUCGACUCUCUUUCCUUCCCUUGAAGAAAUUAUAUUUGAUAUUUCAGCCCUAUUACAAACGGCUGUACUUAAUUCCGGUAAUAAUUUUGAUUGAAAAUUUAUUUUAACUUGAGACCAUUCCACUUUGAUCUUCCAGUAUUGAUUAUCCAUUUUACCGCUACUUUAGAUUCAAUGUAUAAUUUAUCUAUAACGAUCAUGAAUAAUUCUCUUGCAAAAUGAGAUUCCUUCAAGAUAAUAAAACUUAAAUCUAGAAAUGUAACAAAAUACGAAAUCCAAGUGUAGAUGAAGUGUUCGGAAAGUGAAUGUUGAAUUUUUAUUUGUAACGUGACGUGACCAAUCCUAAUUAUUUUUUAACUCGCACAAUGAUUGUUUUAAUUUUGCAUGGGCUGUGAGCCAGUAAGUAACAUUAUUAACUUAUUGUUGAGAGGAUCAGUUCAAUGGUUUCCCUCUAGUCACACCUGAUUUCUAAUAAGAAAAAUGUCAUGCGAAUUAUGUUAUAUUCGUUCAUAUGAAAACUGAGUUGGACCACUUGAUCUUUUUGAUAAUUUUCAAUCAAACAGUAUUUUUAUUGACCACUUCUGUUCAUCUUACUGAUAUAACUAAAAUAACGUUGUAGUGUGAAAAUGUGCCCCUGUUGAUUUUUAAACCUACACAAUGUUGAUUGAGAGAAUCUGAAUAAAAACUGGUAUUUCAUUAAAU
Messenger RNA from Neocloeon triangulifer, 3899 nucleotides. RefSeq lists its product as uncharacterized. Bases 338 to 2821 code for a protein of 827 amino acids. The transcript has 11 exons. The record is from RefSeq and is a predicted model, not a curated record. NCBI's taxonomy places the organism in Eukaryota, Metazoa, Arthropoda, Insecta, Ephemeroptera, Baetidae.